AGGCUUAUUAUUGGUCAAAUCAGCAGGUUCGAGGCUGAAGGAUCAACUGUGCCGCACUUGCGCAUAUUCAGCUACGAUGGUCAAUAUUCACCGCGGCUCUGGCCACACUCAAAUGGUCUCAUUGCAGAAUUUCCGAAAUGAAACUACUAGGGCCUAUGAGCAAGCGUCAGGCUUCAGUCCAUAGCCCAGCGAUCUUGGCAGAUAGGGUUGGAAUCGGAUCCUUCGUGGAGGCCAUGCUUGCUAGUAAAUGCCAGGCCUGACCUUGAACUCUGUUUCAUUCCUCUCUUGCAACUGUGAAUCCUUCCCUUCCGCCAUUGCAAGAUGAUUUUUCCCGAGGCCGUGCUUUUCUUCAUUGAUCGACCAACUUAUUUCUUGUAAUGCGCCAAAUUUGGUGAAGUGGCCAUACCGUAUCUGUCUGCGAAUACUCGGAUGAUCAUGGCCAUGGGCCUGAUAUCGAUCACUAUGGGUACUCAGCGUCAGGGUAUCCCGGGCUUAUUGUGCUUGUACGCGGCUCUAAUAACGGCUGUUCAGGGCGCCGUCAAGGGACAAUGGUCAAACAGAACUUUGGGUCCAGAUGGGCCUUGGAACGCUUUGGAGGUAACGAUGGGAUACGACCAACCAGUAACCAUUUACGGCGGAAAGUUCUGGGAGUCAUUCUUGCUCGGCAGUAGCUAUUGUACUGCAACCACCACCGGGAACGAUCGAUGUUAUGCAGCGGAGAAGGGUGCCAUAUACUACGAACAACGAGGGACUGGUAGCAACAUGGGCAUCUCGUUUGCACCGCCCGACUUUUGGUCCGACAACGUGCAAGUCAAGGGCGGUGGAACAUCCCGAUGGGCAGACGACCUAUACAUUGGAGCAGACACUUCACUAUGGGGGCUCGGGCCCAUCCCGAAUAUAUCUAUUGCCCUCAUAAACGACGAACAGCUCGUAUAUCCAAAUGGCAAUUCUUAUCCCCUGUUUGCCGGAUGUCUAGCAUUCGGAUCGGCACCCAACGCAGUCAAUCAAACAUUCCAAGUAAGGGCAGGUACACUCGCAGGUGCUAAAAACAGCAGUCUCCUCUCUGGGUACCUGUCUAGUCACGGGAAGAUCGAAUCCAACUCCUUUGGAAUGCAUAUAGGUACCGGAGCGUCCCCUUCUGUCUCUGGAUCGUUGUGGUUUGGUGGCUACGAUCAGAACAGGGUUCUGAACGAUGUAUUGGCUGUACCUAUCGAGCCCGAGUACAUGAGUUACUCGAUAGAGCUAUCAGAUAUCUCUAUCGCGACGCUCGCCGGCGACUCGCCUUUCUCGUUCACUUCAAAAUCUGGGCUAUUGGCAUCGGGAAAUACUACUAUUGGAAGCUCACUUAAAAUGGGAGUUGAGCCAUGCAAUCCAUACCUUAAUCUUCCGAAAAGCAGUUGCGACGCAAUCGCUGCCAAUCUACCAGUCACAUAUAAUACGGGGCUUGGGCUGUAUUUUUGGAAUACCGACUCAGUAGACUACAAGCGAAUCGUGUCGUCAGCUGCAGCUCUGACCUUAUCGUUUCGUGACCCCGACAACAACGCGCGAAAUGUUAACAUUUCGGUCCCCUUUCGACAUCUAAAUCUGACACUCGAAGAGCCUUUAGUGGAUACUCCUACACCUUACUUUCCAUGCAAUGGCGCUUCGCCAGGCUAUUCGCUUGGACGUGCGUUUCUCCAGGACGCAUUUUUUGGUACAAACUUCGAAGAUGCUGUCAUGUUUCUUGCACAGGCGCCUGGACCCAACGUCAAGGCUGAGAACGUUGUGACGAUUGACGGAAAUGGUACCGUCACAGCGAGUCAUAACGAUCUCAUUAAGAGCUGGGAGGGCUUCUGGUCUUUGACUGGGGAGACUACCGCCAACUUGACGACGACUUCCACCGGAGGCACAACAAACGAGACCAGUAGCUCGGACACGUCAGACACGAGUACAACUACAACCUCCAAAACGCCUUUGAUGGCAGGCGUGGUGGGUGGCGUUGGCGGCGCCAUCGUGCUCGCAGCCGUGGCCCUUGUCUUCUUCUGGCGACGCAAGAAGCGAAGCCAGGCCACAGAACUAUCUGCACAAAACGAUCAGACACCGGCGGGCUACUACGAGCCAAAGUACCCAGAACCGUCGCCCUCAGAGCUGACUGGGCAACCGACGCCGCCCGAGUUAGGUGGGUAUUCGAGGGCGGAGCUACCUGCUGGCACGCCGCAGUACGAACACCAGUAUUCAAUGCCCAGCCAAUUUGGUUCUUCACAUGAAAUGCCGGCAGAUAACCCUGCCCCGGAAAGGGCGCAAGGAUACUACAGCGAUGGUUCACACGGCGAUCUGCAGGGCAUGGAUAGUAGCAUAGGACCGACACACUAUAACACUAACACGAAUACGACAUAUGUGUCGAUGGUGGCAACGCAUGAUGCAGACCUCGGUGCUCACGGGCACGGGCACGGUCAUGCUUACGGGUAUUACGAUGGUAAUGGUCACGGAUAUUAGAAUCUUCACCACAUCUGUAUAGUACCAUUUCUCUUGUUGUUUCACCUUUUUACUUAGCGAAGGCGCAGGGAAGCCAUGACUUGGUUGUAUUGAGUAAGCCGAGAACGAACAUGUUAAAACCAGUCUCAAUUUGACCCCCAACCUUGAACAAUCUGCAACGGUCUGUAAUCGAUUAUAUGACGACUGGCUCCAGUAGGC
This is a messenger RNA of Truncatella angustata, 2673 nucleotides long. RefSeq lists its product as uncharacterized. Lineage: Eukaryota; Fungi; Ascomycota; Sordariomycetes; Amphisphaeriales; Sporocadaceae. Bases 430 to 2475 code for a protein of 681 amino acids. The record is from RefSeq and is a predicted model, not a curated record. The transcript has a single exon.